Molecule: messenger RNA, 1051 nt
Organism: Trichogramma pretiosum
Lineage: Eukaryota; Metazoa; Arthropoda; Insecta; Hymenoptera; Trichogrammatidae
Exons: 2
Coding region: 338-649 (103 amino acids)
Source: RefSeq, a predicted model, not a curated record
CAUAAUUAAAAUUAUUCAUUGAUAUUUGUUCAUAACAAUUGAAAUGAGUUCUCACUUCCCCUACGUAUAUAUACUUGAUAAGAUACAUUUUAUCAGAUUAGAUAAAAAGAAAUUAUAAGACGUUAUGGAGGUACUAUACAAAUUACCAGUCAAAAGGGGACCUGCAUUGAAAGUAGCCUGUGUUUAUCAUUUAGUUGUUAAAAAAGUUACCAAAUAGAAGAAUGACUGUAUUGAGUGAACAGUUUAUGCUUCAAACGUAAAUUUGAUGGACGCAUUAAAGAAUAUAUAAGGAUUUCGUGGCAGAGUGUGUUUUAGAAGGCAUCUCUCACAAUUGAAAAUGGGCCUAUCAUGUGGCAAGGAAAGUUUUAAUGUGGAUAAAAGCACAAAAUUCACAUCUCAAUCACAAGGAUUUUAUCGAAGUUUUGAAAAUCUAAGCUACUGGGACCGUGUUAAUCCCAUAAAUGGAAAAAAAACGGUACAACAGCUCGAUGAAGAGAGCGAUAGCGUGGCGUCAGCGUCGACCAUACCCGUGAACGGUAGUAAUGGUGCAAAGAAUAAUUUGUCACUGGUAGAUAGCAAGGAUAACAACGACGAAGACGAGAUAAAACAAGCAAACGACAGCGUGAUCGAAGAAUACAAGGAGAAGUGACGUUUUUAGACAAUUUCACAGAUAUAUUUAUCGGUCUUCACAGCGAUUGAUGCGCUAAACGUGAUAUUGAGCACAGUCAAUUGAUCAAUAAAAUCAAAACUUUUUUAUGCCUUUUCUAAUAACGAAAAUUAUAAAAUUCACUCGAGACCAAUAGUAAUGAUAGGAAAAGAUUAAAUUGCACAGGUAGUAAGUACGAUUAUAUAAUUAAACUAAAUAAUUAAUCGAAACUUGUAUGCAUGCUCGCAAAAUGUUGCCAAAAGCUAAUCGCACGACAAAUUAGUUGUAUCAAAAUCGAUAACACUUGAGCAAACAAUCACGAGAAAAGUAACAUUUAUAUUAUUAUUAUUAUUAUUAUUAUUAUUGUUAUUAUUAUUAUUAUUAUUAUUACUAUUAUUAUUAUUA